Messenger RNA from Alosa sapidissima (American shad), 4863 nucleotides. RefSeq names its product PHD finger protein 24 (gene phf24). The coding region runs from base 556 to 1836 and encodes 426 amino acids. Gene Ontology annotation, molecular function: calcium ion binding. Lineage: Eukaryota; Metazoa; Chordata; Actinopteri; Clupeiformes; Clupeidae. The record is from RefSeq and is a predicted model, not a curated record. The transcript has 9 exons.
AGAAUGGUAAUGGACGUCAUUUUUUCAGAGGAGAGAUUCUGACCAAUGAUGACGCACGGCUUUCUGACUGACAGCAAGUUGCCAUCCGGCGCCUCAUAUGGAUUCGACAACUCGUGAAAGCUGUGUGUUCGUGGAGGUCACACAGACAGCGCCGUAGAUUCAACUUUGUUUUUGUCCUGCAUAUCUUUAUUCAGCUCGAGCCUCCGAACGGGCGAUUUCUACAUUCUCUUGCAGCACCGUUGCAAGUCCUCUGGAAGCCAAAGGAACGCAACAAUUAAGAAUUCAGCACCGGAGCUGUCCACGCCGUCUUACAUUUAGACAUCCUACUCUAAACGUCGGCGAGUCCAUUCAGUCGCCCGACCAGCCCUCCAAGAAGUGCAGGGAUUGGAAUCCACUUACGGGACCAUUCACUGGUGAAAGAGCGACGUACUCUUCUGUGGCUCGCGAGCCCUGAGAUGCCGGGAAGCCGCGCGUAAAGAUAAAGGGCGAACGUGUUCUGUGUCCAGUAGUGCCGUACGAUUCCACCCAGAGGUCCUAGCUCCUCCCCCUGCGGCCAUGGGCGUUCUCAUGUCGAAGAAGCAACAGGUGGAGAAGGUGCAGAAGUGCAGCUCUGUCAUCGCCGCCUUUAAGGAGGGCGUCAAGGAUCGGCCCGCCCCCUCCACCUCUGCCCAAUCAGAGGGCUCUCCUGAGGCAGGAGAGAAAGUGGAGGAAGUGAUCCCUGCGUCCAGCGAAAAAGAGAAAGAGAAAGAAUCUGAACAUAAGGAGGAGGACGCAACACCUGGUCCGUCCAAUGAAGCGUCUGUGGCACUCAGGGAAGACUGCCAAAAGGCCAAUCAAGAAGCCUGGUCCCGCCUCCGGGAUGGAAAAGGGGUGGAGCCAGAGGACCUGGUCAAGGCCCACCAACUGACUCCUCCCGCUUUCAUCAGACCAAAGAGAGACAUCAAUGAUGACCAGCCACUGGAGGUGGACCUUGCUCAGAGAGAACAGCCAGCCAACGACGAGAUGUGUGACGUGUGUGAGGUGUGGACAGCGGACGACCUGUUCCCGUGUCGGACGUGCACGCGUGUCUUCCACGACGGCUGUGUGUGUGAGCUGGGCUACCUGCGUGCCGAAGCCCUGCAGACCAUGAGGGAGAUGGCACACACCGCCGCCGGAUGGAGCUGCUACUACUGCGACAACGUGAACCUGCUCCUGACCGAGGAGGAGAUGUACAGCCUCAUGGAGACCUUUAAGCAGUGCAGGAUCAUCCCAGAAUCUUACCUGGUGUCUGAUGAGCUCCUGCAGUACCGGCACUUCGUCUCCAAGCAGCUGUUCGACAAGGACCUGACGGACGAGGAGGAGGAGGAGGCGUUGGCCCAGUUCGCCGCCCUUGACCCGGAGAAGCACGGCCAGAUCGAGUGGAUCGACUUCCUGUACCACGAGUCUCUGUCUGUGCUCAGGAAGUUCCGCACAGAGAAUUCCCUGGUGCGGUUGCUGACAGCCAAGGAGCGGGACCGGGCUCGUGCGGUUUUCCAGAGUCUGGACCAGGACAAAGAUGGCAUCAUCAUGGAUGGCGAGAUGCUGCGGGCCCAGGCGUCCUGGUUCCAGAAACUCAGUCAGGACCAGGAGUCCCAGUCCUGUAAUGUCAGCUUCAUGGGUUUGUGUUCCCCAAUGUCCAGUAUGGGCAUCAGCCAUGUUGGACCCAUAUCAGAGAACAGUCCAGCCAGCUCCAGUGGUGAGAGAAGCAGAGACGACAACAGGGCUGUGAUCUGGGACGCCUUCCUGAGAGAGAGUUCCAUCUACAUCCUGGCCGCUCGUCCCAACAGCGGCGCCAUGCACAUCCGCCUGCCCCAGUGACCCCUAGUGACCCCGCACAGCCACAGGGGUACACGCCAGGGGUGAGGGGUCAAAGGUCAAAGGUGAGGGGUGAGAGGUGUGGUGAUAAAGCUGGAGAGAGCCGGAGACGUGCCACAGUGCUGAACUGAAAACAAGCCAUCAAUGAGAACCCUUUAUGCCACUGCAUACACACACACAUACGCAUACACUACACACACACUACACACACACUACACACACACACACUUCACACGCAUACACACACACUACACUACACUACACACACACACACACACACACACACACACACAUACACACAUAUACGCACACACACACACACACAUAUACGCACACACACACACACACACAGCCCAGUCUGUUCCAGUGACAGCCUGACGCUCAUGUGGCUGUAGAGCUGAGGGUUAAGGGGUUUCAGAGCGGCCUUAAGGCUUCAACAUACUCGCCACUCCCGACUGGUAGCGCGACAAUGUGACGUCACGGGAGCGCCGGUAACCAUUUAUACUCGCGCGUGGUGGUCACUAUGGUUGCGACACUAGUUGCAAUAUUCUCCUGAAUUGGCAUUGGCCUCAAUGGCAGCAAAAACUCCCCUCUGUGAUGAUACUUCAGACUUCAGUUACUGCUAUUCACAACUACCAUCUAGUUUCCAAGGUGUGUGCAGCUAGAUAGAUAGAUAGAUAGAUAGAUAGAUAGAUAGAUAGAUAGAUACUUUAUUCAUCCCGAGGGAAAUUUUAGCAAGCUAGCUGGCUUUCAGUAAGCUAGCUGGCUGGUGCUGAGAAAUGAGUUUGUGUAAUUUCCUGAGGUGGAAUGAGAUUUUUUUCAGGUCUUAGAUAUCCUUUGGUUGAAGAUAAAUAUCUUUGUUACCUUUUGCUGGAUUAUUGGCAUGUCCCUGGGUCCUAGUUCUUUCAUCUUAAUUCCCUCUCUCUGGUAGCUUCAUUAACUUAUCCAGCAGACUAUUUAAAAAUCACGAACUCUCGCUGGUAACCUAGUCAGGUUAAUUUCCCUCUCUUCUCAAACUGACUAUUCAAACAUGUUUAUUUAAGAUGUGGGCUAGGCUAUAUGAAAUGCCUGAAUGUGGUUGAUGUCUGUAUAGAGGCACGCAUGCUCCCUGAUCUUGGCUUCAAGCUCAUCCUGCUUGUCGCGCGCAUCUGAAAAAAAAUCUCCAGUGCACGACCUGCCUGCGGAGGCUGAAAUUUCUCGUGCGACAGAGGAAAUGACGCAAUUUUGACGUCACAUUGUCGCGCUACCGGUCGGGUGCGGCAAGUAUGUUGGACGUUUUAGUUGGAUCACAGCUGAGCGGAGGUUUUGAUAGGAGCGCUGGGAACAGCUGAUCGAUCUGAGGACCAGCAGCGCUGAGCUCACCCCAUCGCCCUAUUGAAACAGGCAGAAGUACUUACCCCGCCCACACAAACACACACAAACACACACACUCCUACUGAAACAGGCAGAAGUACUUACCCCACCCCCACAAACACACACAAACACAAACACACACACUCCUACUGAAACAGGCAGAAGUACUUACCCCACCCCCACAAACACACACAGGGGGCGCUUUCAGCUCCCUCAAAUCUCUCAAGUCAGUCUGCCGCUCUCUCAAAUCUGACUUUAACGGUCAGUCUGCCGCUCCACACUGGCCUGUCUCAGUCCUGCUGCAGUUUUAACCAGGCUAUCGGCUUCACAACAUACAUACAUACAGUAUGGCUAUUAUACAGAGAGAUAUCAAAACUAUAUAUUAAUACAUAUUGACCUGUAUUUAUUCCAGAACCUUAAAAGUGACCAUAGUUUAUCCCUGCCCUGUUCUCAGAGGGGCAAUUGGUGUGUGAACUGGUGUAAGCUGGUUUGCGGUCAGUCGGCCAUCUUAAAUGUCCUGAGCAGGUAGCAGGCUGGCCGGUACUGACUGAGCACUAAGUCCCAGGUGAUGUAGGCCUCCGCCCCCUCCCUACGCCCACAGCAAGCAGCGGGGUGGAGAACUGAGCUAUCUCUGACCCAGGUCCCAUCUGGACUUGAUUCUCCUUUGAUCUGUCUCUGAUCUAGUUCCGUCCAGACAUGGCCUCUCUUGAUCUUGCUUUGACCACCCAGGUCUGGCUCAGAUCUGCUCCAGAACCAGCUCUGACCUGAAACAGAUCUGAUCCCAAAGCCACCCCAUUGCCUGUUUGUACAGGACAAAUGCUCUCACAAAAAAACCAAGCCCAUCGUUCCGGAGCUGGGAUGUUGAUUUGUACACUUUCUAAUUAGCUAUUGUGAGCAUGCUCAAACUGCCCAGCAAACUACCAAUUGGAUGGGACUUUGACCUGAUUCUAAAUCUUGUCAGGACCAACUGAAUAGACCUUUUUCACAGCAGCCAUUUUGAACAUGAAAUGUAUGGCAAGCUCAGCUGUUACUAAUGAUAUUAAUUAAGGUUCUAAUUCUGCUACACUGAAAUUGAGCAGAGACUUCAUUAGAAUAAUUAUAAUUAUUAACUCCUGUGCUUGCUCUACUAUUUCAUGACAAAAUGGCUGCUUUAAAAAAGGUGUGUCUGUCGGAGAUGAAAUGGGGUCAGAAUCAUACAAUGUGUGCCCAGCUACAGAUGCCGCUGUGUGUGUGUCUGUCUAUGGUGAGCACCCGUGGGUGCUAAUAGAGGGGCACGCGGCAUCAUCGCCCUGUUAAUGCCAAGCGAAGGGUCCAGUAUCUACUCAGACAAGAAGAAGAACACCAUUUCCAUUAAGACCACUAAACCAGAUCAUGCCUUGAUGGGUUACUGCUAGCAGUGAACCAUCGGAAUGAUGCCAUCCUAGUUUAUUUCAAUGCCAUGUUUUUAAAGAAACGAUGGCAUCCUAGUUUAUUUCAAUGCCAUGUUUAUAAGUGUGUGUGGAACGAUGCCAUCCUAGUUUAUUUCAAUGCCAUGUUUAUAAGUGUGUGUAGAGGUGUCAUGCAAUGUUCAUGUUGAGAUUUGUGGAGAAACUUCUGGUAGCACAUAUAAUGCUGACUGUCUGAGCUUGGGUGGGAUGGGCAUAUCAAACGCAAAUAAAUGCACGUCAUUAACCCAAA